Messenger RNA from Sphaerodactylus townsendi, 3669 nucleotides. It is a transcript of the gene CHDH, whose product is annotated as choline dehydrogenase. The record is from RefSeq and is a predicted model, not a curated record. Gene Ontology annotation, molecular function: flavin adenine dinucleotide binding; choline dehydrogenase activity. The transcript has 8 exons. Lineage: Eukaryota; Metazoa; Chordata; Lepidosauria; Squamata; Sphaerodactylidae. The coding region runs from base 311 to 2140 and encodes 609 amino acids. Gene Ontology annotation, cellular component: mitochondrial inner membrane.
CCGCUGAGGAUCGAUUAACGGUUGUCGAAGUUAAUAUUAAAUAAAGCCUUCAGAAAAAAGUGAGUUCGUAACUUUGGUGCAGAUUGAUUUCACAAACAAAAGAGGAGAGGAACACAAAGGCUGCAAAAUAAGAUCUAAAAGAGCGCGAGACUGGGCUUGCAGAAGAAUGCUGAGGCGCUGGGGCUCUUCAGACGGCCGUUCUGCACGCUGGUCCAGAUUCCAAAACGAGCCAACCCUCCCUGAAAGCACAAAGCUAGUAUAGCAAAUUUUGACCCCAUCUUGUUUAUGCCUGGAGCGCACAUAGGAAAAGAUGUCUUAUUUACUUAAUAGAGUUCAGGCAUGUUGUUUUUCAAAGCAAAAGCAUGGAAUAGGAGAAUUAUUAAUUAAAGCAGAUAUGCUGAAAAAAAUCUUCAGUGUCCAAAAACUGAAAACUACUCAUUCAUUUUCUCAAAAUAGUUCAAGGGACGUGGACAGUUUUACUUAUGUAAUUGUUGGAGCUGGAUCUGCUGGAUGUGUGUUAGCCAACCGACUGACUGAAGAUCAUGACAACACUGUUAAGCUACUAGAAGCAGGACCAAAAGAUACGCUCUUUCACAGCAAACGAUUAUUGUGGAAGAUUCACAUGCCUGCUGCAUUAACCUACAAUCUCUGUGAUGAGAGAUAUAAUUGGUAUUACCAUACAACCCCACAAAAGCACAUGGAUAAUCGAAUUAUGUACUGGCCCAGAGGAAGAGUGUGGGGUGGCUCUUCAUCCCUCAAUGCCAUGGUAUAUAUUCGGGGCCAUGCAGAAGAUUAUAACAGGUGGAGUAAGGAAGGGGCUGUUGGAUGGGAUUAUGAAUUUUGUUUACCUUAUUUCAAGAAAGCACAAACUCAUGAGCUGGGUGCUGAUCUUUAUCGAGGUGGGAAUGGUCCACUUCAUGUGUCCAGGGGAAAAACUAACAAUCCCCUUCACCAUGCAUUCUUGGAUGCAGCCCAGCAGGCUGGAUAUCCUUUCACAGAUGAUAUGAAUGGUUUUCAGCAAGAAGGCUUUGGCUGGAUGGAUAUGACCAUACACCAAGGUCAAAGAUGGAACACAGCCAGUGCUUACCUUCGUCCUGCUUUAUCGCGUCCAAACAUGUCAGCAGAGGAAAAUACACUUGUAACAAAAAUUUUAUUUGAAGGGACAAAAGCCAUCGGCAUCGAGUAUGUUAAAGAUGGGGAAAAGAGAAGGGUUUUUGCCAAUAAGGAAGUUAUUUUAAGUGCAGGUGCUAUAAAUUCCCCACAGUUGCUUAUGCUGUCUGGAGUUGGCAAUGCAAGUGACCUCAAAAAAUUAGGAAUCUCUGUUGUUUGUCAUCUUUCAGGAGUUGGCCAAAAUCUUCAAGACCAUUUAGAAGUGUAUAUACAACAGAAGUGCACUCAGCCUCUAACUCUCUAUAAAGCACAGAAACCUCUUAAUAUGAUAAAGAUUGGUCUUGAAUGGUUGUGGAAAUUUACUGGUGAUGGUGCCACUGCUCAUUUAGAAACUGGGGGAUUUAUCAGAAGUCGAGCAGGAGUUCCUCAUCCAGAUAUUCAGUUCCACUUCCUUCCUUCUCAGGUGAUUGACCAUGGACGUACUGCUUCUCAGCUGGAAGCAUACCAGGUUCAUAUUGGUCCCAUGAGGAGUACAAGUGUGGGGUGGCUGAAGCUGAAAAGUUCGGACCCCAGGGAUCAUCCCAUCCUUGAAGCAAACUAUUUGUCAACAGAAACAGACAUCUUUGAAUUCCGCCAGUGUGUCAAGUUAGCUAGAGAGAUAUUUGCUCAGAAGCCCUUUGAACAGUACCGUGGGCCUGAAAUUCAACCAGGAAGCCAUGUGCAAUCUGAUGAAGAGAUAGAUGCUUUCAUAAGGCAAAAAGCAGACAGUGCCUAUCAUCCUUCAUGCACUUGUAAAAUGGGACAGAGUUCUGAUUCUACAGCUGUGGUGGAUCCUCAGACAAAAGUUAUAGGAACAGAAAAUCUGAGAGUUGUUGAUGCCUCAAUAAUGCCAAGUAUUGUUAGUGGGAAUUUAAAUGCCCCAACCAUCAUGGUAGCAGAGAAAGCUGCUGAUAUAAUCAAGGGACUCCCAUCUCUUCAAGAGAAAAAUGUUCCUGUAUAUAAACCCAAGACUGUGGAAACUCAGCGGUAAAGUUCCCAUUGCUUUCACUAGGUAGAAUUUUGGUUUCAGGUAGAAUUCUCAUCCUAUACUUGGUCUUGAGAAUAAGAAUUUUAAAAUGUGCCCACUGAUAUGUUAACAAUAUGAAAUUCCCUUCCACAACACUCUUUAGUUUCAGGCAAAAAAAAAAGCUGUGUUAUAAAAGCAAUUAAGCUGUAUCUUUCAGUAAGAGCAGGUAAGCGUGCUAUCCAAGAAGACUGAGAGUACCAGUAUGAUAUAGUUAAUUUCAGUGUAUGCAGAACUGGAGGGAAGUAAUUCACUUCAACUCUUGAACAAUUCUGCAAGUACUUAAAGCACUACUCAAAGCUAAAUAAUGGAAAUUAGUCCUUAAAAAAUACAAACUGGGAUUUUGAUGGGAGUUAGUCCCAACAAACUUGUUCUGGAUUGUGUCCCAUGUUCCCCCUUUAUUAAAUGAUACUUUUGAUAUUGGCCUGUGGGCAUAAUGCUUUUGGUUCUGAACUCUGCACUUUACGGCCUGAUAAUUUACUUAAAUGUAAUGAAUAAUUCAGGUUAAACAAAUAUACCUAAAAGUAAUAUGAUCCCUUAACAAUUUUUAUGUAUGUCAGUGAAUUACAUAUACAGAGGACCAGGUAAUAGCUGAAUGCCGAGUUUUAACUGAACCCUGUAUUUUAAUAAAAUCAGCAUACUUUUAUGAUUAUUUGAUUCUCAUUUUAAAACUAGGAAGAAACUGAAAUAUUACUCGGAAACGUUACCAGUGAAGCUUCUAUUCAGCAGACUCAUAUGCACAAAUCUCUGCACAGGACUUGAUAAUAGUCUUUCACAAAGAUACAAUAAUGUCUUUAACUUCCAUCAAACCAGAUUUUACAUGACUGAGAAGUACAUUCAAGGAUAUAGUAAAUUAAAAGCAAGGAAAAUGCAUCUAGAUAUAACUAGACCUUGCCCGGUUUUAUUCAUUAUCUCAAAUUGCCAAACAUUACUCCUUGCUAGUCUGAAAGGAAAGCCUAGCCAUUAUUACUUUCUAGAAUAAACCCACCACUCCCUGACUACCAAAUGUGCAAGGGAUCCCCAACUUCUGUCACAGAACACAGAGAAGUAGGGAAUAUCUUUUUUUCUAAGUUUGCUAUUACUGAAGGGACCUCCUGCUUCAUGGAGAUUUCAGGCUAUUACAACCUCAGGGUCUGGCACAGCAGUGGCCUCUAGAUGAGGUUGUUAUGUCAGAGUAAGAAAUCUAAUGUUUUACUUUUCACAUUUGUUCAUUCUUCAAGCAUUCAGGAUGGGACACAUAUAACUUAUGAAUAAAGAAUCCUGUAAAAACAUUUUUUAAAGCCAGUAUAAUUAUUUGAAAUUCCAGUUUUUAUUUCUAUAACCCGUUAGAGCUGAUAGUUUAAUCAUCUAUAUAAUAUAUAUGUGUAACAAAGGCUGCUAUGAGAGGACUUUUAGUUGUUUACAGCUGUGAAUGUUUGUGAUUUUUUUAAGUAUUACUUUACUUUAAGAAAUGUUCUAAGAGCAGCCUGCUUUUUAAUAGUUUUUAGCCCAUUCUC